Molecule: messenger RNA, 4425 nt
Organism: Plectropomus leopardus (leopard coralgrouper)
Lineage: Eukaryota; Metazoa; Chordata; Actinopteri; Perciformes; Serranidae
Gene: ppm1h
Product: protein phosphatase, Mg2+/Mn2+ dependent, 1H
Biological process (GO): protein dephosphorylation
Cellular component (GO): mitochondrion
Molecular function (GO): [pyruvate dehydrogenase (acetyl-transferring)]-phosphatase activity
Source: RefSeq, a predicted model, not a curated record
UGAAUGAGUCUUCACGGCCGCUGGGACUCUACACCUUUCACGCCGCGAAACUGCGUCGCCGUGCGGGGAUCUGUCGGGCGGGGGGAGACUCACGCAUUCGCAUUGCCUGGACCCACGGUGCAGCAGGACCAUGCUCACGCGGGUGAAAUCGGCGGUAGCCAAUUUUAUGGGAGGUGUGAUGGCUGGUGGCUCCAACGGUGACCAUCCCGGCAGCUCGGAUCUGCCGCUGAAAUACCCGUACAGCAGACCGGAGUUCCUGGGACUGUCUACGGACGAGAUAGAGUGCUCGGCGGAUCACAUCGCGAGACCGAUCCUCAUACUGAAGGAGACCAAACGGCUGCCGUGGUCCACCGGCUACGCAGAGGUAAUCAAUGCGGGAAAGAGCACGCUAAAUGAAGACCAGGCCUGCUGUGAGGUGCUGGUGGUCAAAAGAAGACCUGCAGGAAGCUCUACACCCAACCGAACCUCCAUGACCCGCAGGAGGUCAUCCCUGCCCAAUGGAGAGGGUUUGGGCCUCCGGGAGUGCCUGGAAAGCUCUGAAGACCUAACCCUCCAUUACUGGGCGUUGUUCGAUGGACAUGCCGGCUCUGGGGCAGCUGUCGUGGCCUCCCGCCUGCUACAUCACCACAUUGCACUGCACCUUCAGGAGGUGACAGAGAUCAUCUGCACUCCAAACCUGCUGCCACCUACAUGCCUCGGGGAGGAGCCCAUCAAUCACCACCUCACCCCGACAUCCCAACGCGCCCUCACCAGGGCUGCCUCACUCCGCGGUGCUGCAGGGGCUCCGGGCUCGCCCAGCACCCCACCCACACGCUUCUUUACGGAGAAGAAAAUUUCACAUGAGAGCCUCGUGGUCGGAGCCAUCGAGAACGCUUUCAAAGACAUGGAUGUGCAGAUAGAGAAGGAGAAGGCAGUCUACAACAUCUCAGGUGGCUGCACUGCUCUGGUGGUUGUCUAUUUGCUUGGGAAGCUCUACGUCGGGAACGCCGGUGACAGCAGAGCUAUCAUUAUCCGGGCCGGGGAAGUCAUCCCCAUGUCAGCUGAGUUCACGCCGGAGUCAGAGAGACAGCGCCUGCAGUUCCUGGCCUACAUGCAGCCCCACUUAUUAGGGAACGAAUUUACACAUCUGGAAUUCCCGAGGAGAGUCCAGAGGAAGGAGGUGGGGAAGAGGAUGCUGUACCGUGACUUCACCAUGUCAGGAUGGGCAUAUAAAACCAUUGAAGACGAUGACCUAAAGUUUCCCCUGAUCUACGGCGAAGGGAAGAAGGCUCGUGUGCUGGCGACCAUCGGGGUCACCAGAGGUCUCGGGGACCACAAUCUCAAAGUGCACGACUCUAACAUCUACAUUAAGCCCUUCCUGUCCUGCUGCCCAGAGGUUAAAGUUUACCCUUUAGCGCAGUACGAGCAUGGAGCCGAUGACGUUCUGGUGCUGGGAACCGACGGUCUGUGGGACGUCCUCUCGAACCAGGAAGUAGCCGAAGCGGUCACCUGUUUCCUGGCAAACUGCGACCCCGACGACCAGCACAGGUACACAAUGGCAGCUCAAGACCUCGUCAUGAGAGCACGAGGGGUGCUGAAGGAUCGGGGCUGGAGGAUAUCCAACGACAGAUUAGGCUCUGGAGAUGACAUCUCUGUCUACAUCAUUCCCCUCAUGUAUGGCAACAAGCUGAACUAACUGAGCUACGAAACUACAGCCACCACAGAAACGUAACCCUGCCUUGACUCCCACAGUACCCCUCAUCCCCUGUGCUCUUUUUAAAGUGCUUUAGAGUGGACUUCCUCCUCCGCGGAGGGAUCCAAGAUGUCUCUGGUCAAAAAUGAGAUUUUUGUCCAGGCUGUUUUACCCAUGAUCAUCUUUAAUCAGGAUGAUCUCUUUUUGUCUGUUCCCUUUUUAUAUAAGAGAAACACAAAAAGAGCUGCUAAAAAGCUUAACUACUGAUUUGUUUUUAAUCUCGAAGAAGCCAUCAUGAACCUUGUUGUGGGACAAUGCCUGAGGUGACGAGCAUGGACUCUCACGGAUGAGACAGUGAUGUGCAUCUCAGGAUUGCAGUUACUAAUUAAUGCACAAUAUUUAUAAAUGUGAAAAUGUAAAUACUCCAAGGCGUCUGGUUGAACACCUGUACAGUGUAUUACCCUGAAGACUGAUGUCCUGCAUAUUUGAACCAUACCUCCUCUGUUCCAUGUAGAGCUUUUAAAUUAGCCACGUUAGUCCAUUAUCCGAAGGAAAACGUGCAAGCCUUCCCUAGACACGUAUGUCAGCUGUUUCUCCUGAUGCUGCAGUUGCUAUUUUUAUUCAUUUGCACACCUUGCAUUGCAAUACUGUACUUACUACUCAUGAAGACUGAUUUCUUUUAAAAAUGAAGAAACACAUUUAUGAAGAAAAACACUAACAGGAGUUCCCUUUGAAUUUUGAUGUUAGCUACACAUGAACCCGCUCUCAUCAUAGUAUUAAAUCUAACCCAGCUUUUACACUGAUUUAAAGGUCCAGUGUGUAGGAUUUAGGGGAGAUAUAUUGGCAGAAAUUGAACAUAAUGUAAAAAGUGUGCUUUCUUUUGUGUAAAAUCAACUGAAAAUAAGAAUUCUCGUGUUUUCAUUACCUUAGAAUGAGCCGUCUACAUCUACGUAUGGAGUGGGUCCUUGUCUACGGAGGAUGCCAUGUUGCAUCAUGAUGUUUCUACAGUAGCCUAGAAUGGACAAACUCCUCAGAUAGGGUCAUUUGCUCUUUCCUAUCAGCCACUAUAGUUAGAAGCCCCCUCACAGUGAGCCGAACAGCAUUGGGGAAAAAAAUUAUUUUUUAAUGCGAGACUGUUUUAUUCAGUGUUUUUACUGGUUUUAAUCACCUCCCAGUUAAGACCUCCUCAGUGAACGCUAAGGGAAUCCUAACCAGGAGCUAGGGUUCUCAAUGGGCCUAAAAAAUUACAACCCAAACUGAACCGACCCAUGUCAGCUGAAGCCUGAACCCGGCCCAUCUGAUAUCAUCAUGUAAAAUACUGAGCCCACGCCCAACCUAUUCGAAAAGACACUGUCAGCUUUUAACACCUCGGACACACUGGCUGUGUGGCAGCGCAAGCCACACGCACAUCCAGUGGAAAAUGGACCAGCUCAGUGAAUCACAACUCUCCACACUGUAUUUUCUCACCAGAAAAACUCCCUGCUCUGGCCGGGAGGAAGGACAGACACGGAGCCUGGCUGCUCCCUCUCCUUCUUUCUCUGCCUGCACUUACACUGACAGCUCCCUAACCCCAACCCCCCUGCUGUGUUACUCAUUGGUCAAAAGUAAAACCAGGCUACAGCAAAAAAAAAGAAAAAAAAAAAAAGAUAUGAUAUCAAUCAAUCAGUAUAUUAUCUAUAAUAUAUUUUGCAUUUACAUUUUAAAGAAUAGUAAUGAAAUAAAUUAAACACGGAGUGCUCGCUUUUUACUAUUUUUUUAAUUAUUUAAAAAAUAAGAUAAAAUUCCACAGCCCUAUUUCUACCAGACCUAGAAAAUCAGUGCACAUUUCUGGCCCGCACUUGGUCCAACCUAUCAGGCUUUUUGGGACCCAGCGGGCUUGGGUUAAGACUGAGAACACUACACGGAGAAGGUUCAGCUGAUUGCAUCCUGCCGUCCUCACCACUAGAUAUCACUAAAUGCUACACACUGUUCCUUUAAGAAGGAAAAUCAAAAGUCUUGCACUAGUUCACUGUCAGCCAUCUACCUCAUAAUUUUGUUAUCGUAUUACACAAAACACAUGUUGUCAUUGUCCUCUUUGAGCGGCUGUUUGUAUGCUACAUCAGGUGCAUCAUCAGCUGCUUCCUGUGCCAUUAUUCAGUUACAUUGUAAUGAUUUGCGCCUGUACCUGCAAGAUUUGUCAAAAAAAUGUUUUCAGAAAAGCACUGAAGGGGGAAAAAACCUUGCAGCGAUCUGAGUGUUGGGUAGUAUUGUACCAAGUAUAUAUUUUUUAUAUAUAUUAACUCAAAAAACCCUUUGUCUAACACUUUUCUCAGUAUCACCUGGAUAUAUUGUCCCUGUUAAGAUAAACCCAUCCUUAUCAACAGCAGGUGCCUCUAAUAAAUAGAAUUGUUCCAAUUUUUAAUGUGUCACUUAUGAGGAAGUAGCUAUGAAUAAGACUAUCACUGCAGACAUUUAUGUCUCUAAAAUCAAUAUUAUUCCUUGAUUCACAUCUUAGUUUGUCUAGCUUUUGUAGCCCGUCUACUUGUGCAUAAAUAUUGUAUCUUAACUGUUGUACGAGUGGCUGAAGCUGGAAAACAUGGAACAGAGCAACUUAAUUUAAAUGUAAAAAUGUAAAUAAUGUUUUCAGUGGAUACUUCUCCUUUCUGUUACUCUAAGUGAUGCAUCAAAAGAUGUAAUUUGUACUGUUUUGGAAUCCUAGGAACACAAUAAACAUUGUUUAAAUGCUCACUUUUAUGCCCUAUUAAAAAUAACCA